AUGCGAGUUAAAUUAAUACUACUUUUAUUAUUCAUAUUCUUUUGCCCGCUGCAAUCUGUUUACGGGAUUGGCUUCCACGGUAUCCCAGGAAGAUAUUGUGCUGAUAGAUCACCAACAUGUUGUCCCAAUCGAGAUGAUGAAUGUACAGUGCCAAUUCUUGGUGAUCAUCUUUGCUAUUGUGAUAUGUUUUGUGAUCGGGGUGAAUAUGGUAAUGAUUGCUGCCCAGAUUUCAAGAGUAUUUGUCGAUUUAGUGCUGAAAAAUUGACAAAAGGUCAGCCAGCUUUUUAA
Messenger RNA from Thelazia callipaeda (thelaziosis nematode), 288 nucleotides. NCBI's taxonomy places the organism in Eukaryota, Metazoa, Nematoda, Chromadorea, Rhabditida, Thelaziidae. The record is from the annotation of a GenBank genome assembly.